AAAAGGCAAAAAGGACACAUUUUAUCACAUACACAGUACACACACUCCAACCCUCCUCCAGCCAAAAAAACCAACUACCCUCAAUAAAUUCAGACACCUUCUCAACCAGAGACAAGAGAAGAUACAAAAUUUUGAGCAAUGGCUCCCCAAGAACACCACCACCAACAAAAACAACAACAACAACAACAACAACAAGAAAUCUAUCAAACCAAAAACCAAGAAGACCACCAUUUCAGCGAGCUCCUCUCCACCUAUUUAGGCCUCAGCUUCACAAUUUUUCUGGGCUUGUUGCCCAAGAACUCAAUCCCAUUAAUCUCCACAUACCAAACCCAGAACAAAGCUCUCUCCUUUAAGCUAAUGCAAGCGGAGGAGCAGCUCAAGCAGUUCCACACGCGCAGGAAAGAGGAUUCCAAGGCAAACGCCAGAGUUGUCGAGAUUUUCGCCAGCCACAGACACGCCUGGCAGCAGGAGGAGAAGAGGUUGCUGCAGCAGAUCGACGAGUGCAGCGAGGAAAUCGCCUUCUUGAAGAGUAAAGUUGAGGACUUUGAAGGCGUGGAGACUGAGUUCAAGGCGAGCAUUGAGGAUUUGAAGAGAGAGGUUAGUGAGAGAGAGGAGAUGCUGAGCUUCAUGAGCAGGAGUAAUUGUGAGAGCGGUGGGGAGUGCUAUGGUGAUAUGGGUUUGAGCUAUGCUGCUGCCAAAGCUGGGGUUUCGGAGGGGGUGGAGGAGGACUGCUUCAAUGGUGAUGGGGUGGAUGAGAUGAGGUCUGUGUAUGGGCAGAGUCAUGGUGGGUUUACCUCAGAUUUCUUGAAUUCUGCUGCCUCCAAAUUUUGGUCUGAUAAAGCUAGCCAAUGGCAGGAUAUGCCGCAGUACGAAUCAGCCGAGUCAGUUUACCACGUGAAGCACUUCGUUUCUAGAAGGGAGUCCCCUUGGAAGGUAGACGGUGAUUCUAGCGGAGUCUCGUCUAAAUUAAAGCUGCUUGAGCAAGAACUACUGAAUUUAGAGCGAGUUUGUAGGGCAGAUUUUUCGAAGGCACCAUCACCUAUGCGAAAGCAGGCCAAGAGGUACCAAGCAUUAGCAGGAAAAAUCGAUGAUCUUUGCAGGAGAAUGCAAGCUAGUGAUCCAUGUGAAGCCACUCUGAGCUCAGAGUUUCGCAUCCAAAGGCAAACCGAGUUCUUGCUAGAGGCGUUUCGUCUGCAGCAACGAGCCUCUGAAGCCAGCCAGAAACUCACAGCACUACAAACUGAGAGAGGAAAGAGCUACCACGGAGGGGAGGUCGAAGGGGCAGCUAACGUAGCCACUAGGCGAGCCCUGGACUCCAUCAGAAACAAUUUCAAAGAGAUCCAAAGGAAUCUUGAGAUAUGGCUAGCAAGAAUCAUAGGAGAUCUCGAAGGACUGAUGUCUAGAGAUGGCGCCUCUCGUGCACAAGAGUACUACGCCUCUAGGUACCCUUUUGUUCAUCAGUAAGUAAAUAAACAAUGGCACUAAUCUAGUUUGAUUUGAGUUUGUAGCAGCACUAGUGAUCAAGAAAAUGUGCAGUUUCCCUUGUGUUAGUCUUUAACUUUUCUUGCUU
This is a messenger RNA of Salvia splendens (bonfire salvia), 1570 nucleotides long. RefSeq lists its product as uncharacterized. Bases 139 to 1464 code for a protein of 441 amino acids. The record is from RefSeq and is a predicted model, not a curated record. The transcript is spliced from 4 exons. Lineage: Eukaryota; Viridiplantae; Streptophyta; Magnoliopsida; Lamiales; Lamiaceae.